This is a messenger RNA of Vitrella brassicaformis, 1373 nucleotides long. The record is from the annotation of a GenBank genome assembly. NCBI's taxonomy places the organism in Eukaryota, Vitrellaceae.
CGCGCCACUUUUCCGAGCUCCAGCGCUCCAUAAGCACAAGGACCAAAGAUCUGAGUGGAAUCAGACGUACGCAAGAAAGACCGAAACAUGAUGCGUUUCGUUUGCGCGUUCAUGACUGCGGUGUGGUCUCAGAUGGACACUGGAUGGACCCGUGAGGGAAAGCACGAUGGCGCCGGGCUGAAGGGCACGCAUGAUGUCAGCUCAGAGCACAACCGCUGAUUGGUGCACCAACUGGUGAGCUUACGGACAGCAGACAGACAGACGGACGGACGAAAAGUACAUCCAUCUGUUAUGGCUGCGCAUCUCCCGUCCCAUGCAGGUGCCGGAUCUUCAAUCGGAAGACGAACCUGUCCUUCACAGACGUCUGGAGCAACGAGACUGACAUGAUCUCACAGUGCCAAUCCGGCUAUCUUGCUUGGUUGGUGCAAUGCAAACAUACAAACACGUUCCUGCACCGUGUGUAGCACUGCACGCCUGUCGGUGUGCACGUGUGCGGUCAUUCGUCUGUUCGUGCGUGUACACGCAGGGAUCCAGACAUCCAUAAUCCCGUUCGCCCAGUGGCCGGCACACCAACCCCGGCCACCCAGAGGCCGCCGCCGAGCAGACCGCUCGCGAGAAUGGCGUAUGACAAGUGCCAGCAGAUGCCGGCCUGGAGCAGUGACACGGCAGCGGGCAACGGGUUUGAGGUGAGCGCUCACACACACACACACACACAGAGAGAGAGAGAGAAUGCCUGCGUAAUGGAGGCAUUGAUGUCACCUUUGUUCUGUCCCUUUCCCCCCUCUCUGUGUGUGUCUGUCUGUCAGGUGAGGCUUCACAGGGGUCGGAGGAGGUGCACUGUGAGCAGCGCCUGCUACCAGCAUUCUGAGGAGCGGCCGGGCCACCCCGACAAGACUACACUGAACUACUGGAAGCGCUGCGUGUCGUGGCGGGUGUGGACGCAAAACCCAUUCUCCUAGCUGGGCGAGGUGCUGUGCUGGCAUCGUGUGAGCUGGAGCGACAUUUCGGUAUUCGCGGCAUUUUUCGGUAUCUCCUUUCUGUGUGUGUGGGUUGGUGUGUUUCGCACUGUGGUGUGAUGGGUUUGGAUUGGGGACUUUUUGUUUGUUGUGGCUGUGGUGUUGACUUCGAUCGGCGCCCAGAUGUGUGCCGGAUUGGGCUCCUUCUCGUCGCUGAGCGAGUUGUCGACGAUGACGAUGGCGUCCUUUCAUCGCCGACAACUCGCUCAGAGGUGGAUCAAGUCCAGUUCGUGUGUGUAUGGGUGGGAUGACCCCUUGCUUCGUUUCUGUUUGUUUUGGUUGGUAUGGUUAUCAUUCUACCUGCCUGAAGACGUGUACGUUCGUGUGUGUCCAUCCAUCCAUCCAUCCAUCCUUCCA